UAACUACUUGUAAAACAUGGAAAAGAUCACAAAAGGAAGACGUAUGAGUGAAGAUUUCCUGGAUGAUGAAAAACUACUCCAGGCUACAGAAGUCCAAUCUCUUGGUAACUUCAUCAAGAGGUUCACUAUCAACCCAAAACACAAAAGGAAGAACAGCAUGGAGUCUGGGAUGUAUAUUUCCAAAGAAGCAGUGGAUAAGAGAAACAAGAAAUUGGCUCCAAAGGUUCCUGAAUCCAAAGAGAAGUGUAAACUUGUUCUCCCAGACGGCACUGAAGUUGAACUUAGCAUUCUUGAGGGUACUCUUGGUCCUAAAAUGAUCGAUGUCAGAGACCUGUACGCUAAAACAGGCAUGUUCACCUUUGACCCUGGGUACACUGCAUCCGGAAGUUGUGUUUCCGCAAUCACCUACAUCGACGGAGGAAAAGGACAGCUCUUAUAUAGAGGUUAUAAGAUAGAAGACUUAGCAGCUAAUUGUACCUUCAUCGAAUCAUGCUUCCUUCUUUUAUACGGAGAACUUCCCACAGCAGCUGAACUAUCAGACUUUGAAGAAAGAGUCAAGGAUGAGAUGCUUGUUCACGAAAAGCUUAAAGAUUUCUUCAAGGGAUUCAACCCAAAAGCACACCCAAUGGCCAUUAUGUGCAGUGUAAUUGGAGCACUUUCAUCAUUCUAUCAUGAAGACCUUGACAUUGAAGAUCCAAAACAGAGGGAAAGAGUAGCUAUCCAGCUUAUUGCUAAGUUCCCAACACUUGCUGCCUUCUCAUUCAGGACAUCUAUGGGACUUCCAAUGGUAUAUCCAAGGAGAGACCUUUCCUACAUUGAGAACUUCUUACACAUGAUGUUCUCAGAUCCAAUGGACACUGAAGCAGUGAUAGAGCCAGUCAUGACCGAAGCCUUGGACAAGAUCCUCCUUCUUCACGCAGAUCACGAGCAGAAUGCUUCAACAUCGACUGUGAGAAUCGCAGGAUCUUCGAAAGCGAAUCCAUUCGCUUGUAUUUCAGCAGGAAUUGCAUCACUUUGGGGCCCAGCUCAUGGUGGUGCCAAUCAAGCUUGUAUCGAGAUGCUACAAGAAAUUGGAGAAACUGAAAACAUUCCCAAAUACAUCGAAAAAGCAAAGGACAAAAAUGACCCAUUUAGAAUCAUGGGUUUUGGCCACAGAGUCUACAAAAACUUCGACCCAAGAGCCACAGUAAUGGCGAAGAUGUGCAAGAAAGUAGUCGAGACCAUGGACACUAGGAACCAAGAGAUGCUCUCCAUUGCUCUUGAGUUAGAAAAGAUUGCUCUUGAAGAUGAGUACUUCAUCAAGAGAAAGCUCUAUCCUAAUGUUGACUUCUACUCGGGAAUCGUCCUCCAAGAACUAAGCAUUCCUACAAACAUGUUCACUGUAAUCUUCGCCCUUGCUAGAACAAUCGGAUGGGUUUGCCAAUGGAAAGAGAUGAUGAGUGAGGAUGUCCUAAAGAUCGGCAGACCAAGGCAGCUCUAUGUCGGAGAGACAUGCAGAGAGUUCGUAUCCAUCCAUGACAGAUAA
Messenger RNA from Moneuplotes crassus, 1525 nucleotides. NCBI's taxonomy places the organism in Eukaryota, Ciliophora, Spirotrichea, Euplotida, Euplotidae. The record is from the annotation of a GenBank genome assembly.